GCUGCUGCUGCUGGCGGCCGUGGCUUGUGCUAAGCGGCCGGUCGGCCGGUCGCGGAGAUGUCGGCCUCGCUGGGCCCCCGCGCCCCCGCCGCCUCUGCUGCCUCCGCCGCCUCUGCUGCCUCUGCCGCCACCGUGCCCGCCGUGCCCGACCUGAGCCAUCUGACCGAGGAGGAGCGGAGCAUCAUCAUGGCCGUGCUGGACCGGCAGCGUGAGGAGGAGCGCAAGGAGGAGGCGAUGCUCAACUUACCCCAAUGGAAUGAAUUGCCAACAGGACCAUCGAAGGGACUCAGCAAGAUGUAUUCUUCUCCCGAUCUGGACCAACGUCUACAUCAGCAAUUUGAGAGCUAUAAAGAGCAGAUAAGGAAGAUUGGUGAUGAAGCCCGGCGUUAUCAGGGCGAACACAAGGAUGAUGCUCCAACAUGUGGGAUCUGCCUCAAAACCAAGUUUGCCGAUGGCUGCGGCCACAUCUGCUCUUAUUGCCAGACUAAGUUUUGUGCCCGGUGUGGAGGUCGGGUUACUCUUCGCUCAAAUAAUGUAAUGUGGGUAUGCAAUUUAUGCCGUAAGCAACAGGAAAUUCUUACAAAAUCAGAAGCGUGGUUCAUUGAAAGUGGAACACCACAGACGUCAAAUCAGGAUGGAACCUUGAGUGACACAGCUACUGUUGGUGGUUCUGAUGCUCCAAGAGAAAAGAAAGCAAGACUGCAAGAGCGCUCACAUUCCCAGACUCCUUUAAGUACAGUAGUACCGACACAAGACGCCACUCUGCCUGACAAGACUCGGGUGUCUGAACUUGCUCGGCAAGAGAUGGGUUUUGAACAGAAACAGUCUGCAUCAAGAUCUCGGAGCGAACCCCCGAGAGAGAGGAGGAAGAAUUCUUCAUUUUCAGAACAGAAUGGAAAAGUGCAGAAAGGUGAACGGAAACGCACACCAAAGACAUCCCCUCGGCAGGUUGACCGGCCAGCCGAAGAAAGAGAACAUAAAGAGCGGAGAGAGAGCCGGCGGCUGGAGAAAGGCCGAUCACAGGACUAUCAGGACAUGGGUGAAAAAUUAGAAGGGGAGAAGCUGGAAGAUAGGAACAUGGAAUGGAAUGGAGAGGACUAUCAGAACCGAUACAAGAGUGAUCCCAAUCUAGCACGGUAUCCUGCUAAAUCCCUACCCGAGGAGCAACAGAUGCGCAUGCAUGCUAAAGUGUCAAGAGCACGACAUGAAAGGAGACACAGUGAUGCAUCCCUUCCAAAUACACCGGUUGAAGAGGGCCAGGGAACAGAGCACAGAUUACCAAGGAGGACACAGCCACAGGAAGAGCAGCAUUCCCCUACUGAAGCACAGAAGUCCUACCCCAGUGAAAGGAAUGCAGAUGUGCAGCUUUCAGCUUCUCGACAGCAGCAUCUGAGCAAUCACAGCCCACCAACACAGGGAAGGAGCACCGCUUCGACUGAGCACCUGGAUGCAAAGGACCAAGACUCCUACAGAAAGCAGUCUCACCUGGAUCCCAGCUCUGCUGUGGCUCGAACUAAGCGGGAAAAAAGUGAAACCAUGCUGAGAAAUGAUUCUCUUAGUUCUGACCAAUCAGAAUCUGUCAGGCCACCCCCACCAAAACCACAUAGAAUGAAGAAAGUUGGUAAAAAAAGGCAAAUAUCAGUAAGCAGCUCCGAGGAGGAGGGAGCAUCAACACCAGAAUACACCAGUUGUGAAGAUGUGGAAAUAGAAAGCGAAAGUGUCAGUGAGAAAGGUGAUCUAGAUUACUAUUGGUUGGAUCCCGUUACGUGGCAUGGCAGCGAGACCUCGCCAAUCAGCUCGCAUCCCGUUACGUGGCAACCGUCCAAAGAAGGAGAUCGUCUCAUAGGACGUAUAAUUUUGAACAAGAGAACAAGUAUGCCUAAAGAAUCUGGAGCUUUACUUGGGUUAAAAGUGGUUGGAGGAAAGUUAACAGAAACUGGAAGACUUGGGGCCUUCAUCACCAAAGUGAAAAAAGGCAGUUUAGCUGAUGUUGUGGGCCACUUGAGAGCUGGUGACGAGGUCCUUGAAUGGAAUGGGAAACCUUUACCGGGAGCUACAAAUGAAGAAGUUUACAAUAUCAUUUUGGAAUCUAAAUCAGAACUUCAGGUUGAAAUAGUUGUUUCAAGGCCAAUAGGUGACAUACCUAGAAUUCCGGAGAGCUCCCACCCCCCUUUGGAGUCCAGUUCGAGUUCCUUUGAGUCGCAGAAGAUGGAACGGCCCUGUAUUUCAGUCAUUUCUCCAACCAGCCCAGGAGCUUUGAAAGAUGCCCCUCAGAUCUUACCUGGACAGCUCUCAGUGAAACUCUGGUAUGAUAAAGUAGGCCACCAGUUGAUAGUGAAUGUGUUACAAGCCAUGGAGCUUCCUUCUCGAGGGGAUGGUCGGCCCAGGAAUCCUUAUGUAAAAAUGUACUUCCUUCCAGAUCGAAGUGACAAAAGUAAGAGGAGGACCAAAACAGUCAAGAGAAGCUUGGAGCCAAAAUGGAACCAAACGUUUAUCUAUUCUCACGUUCACCGAAGAGACUUUAGAGAACGGAUGUUAGAGAUCACAUUGUGGGAUCAGCCUCGAGUGCACGAAGAAGAAAGUGGAUUUCUUGGAGAGAUCCUUAUAGAGCUGGAGACGGCAUUGCUGGAUGAUGAACCACACUGGUAUAAACUUCAGACGCAUGACGUAUCUUCACUACCUCUGCCCCAACCAUCGCCCUACAUGCCACGGCGGCAUGUCCAUGGGGAUAGUCCUAGCAAAAGACUGCAAAGAUCUCAGCGAAUCAGUGAUAGUGACAUCUCAGAUUAUGAUGUUGAUGAUGGUAUUGGAGUGGUCACAGCAGAUUAUAGAGUUAGCAGUAGAGAAAGUAGAGCAAGCACACUAACAGUGCCCGAUCAACAGCGAAGCCCGCAUCAUCGUUCACGCUCUGUCUCUCCUCACCGUGGUGACGACCAGGGCAGGACCCGGUCACGUUUACCCAGUGUCCCACUACAGAGGAGUCUAGACGAAAUCCAUCAGAGUCGGCGAUCUCGUUCUCCCACCCAAUACCAAGCUGUCUCACGCAGUCCUGUCGAGCGCAGGCCCAGGGACGUAGACAAUCAUUACCCAUAUGAAAGAGACAGUGAGCUCCUUAUGCUGCCCAGAGCAAAACGAGGAAGGAGUGCAGAAUGCCUGCAUACUGCCAGUGAAAUACAGCACUCUCUUGACAGGGCUAGGAGUGCUAGUACCAACUGUUUGAGACCCGAUACUAGUUUACAGUCACCAGAACAAGACAGGUGGUUUCACUCCCUAGAUAGGAAACGACCUCCUAGUCCCAGGAUUCACAUCCAGCAUGCCUCUCCAGAGGAUGACAGAGUGUACCAACAAGGAAGCCUGGUGCAAUCACCGUCAACGGCAACACCAUUGUACGGGCGGAGGGGAAGGCAGCUCCCACAGGUCCCUGUCAAAAGCACGAGUGUGGAGCAAGGAAGCCGAAUAGUGGAAGAGCGAUCGAAGUCUAUAAAGGCAAAAGUGUACGCGAGCAAACAGCCGGCGGGCAUGGUGACCAGCUUGGAACAGGAGCGGGAGAUGUACACAAAGCAUCUUUCGUAUAAUGAACAAAACAGAAGCAUUGAUAAUGUUUCGGUCAAGUCGUCGGACAGCGAUGCUAGUGAUGUUUCAGCCAUCUCUCGAACCAGCAGUGCCUCUCGUCUCAGCAGUACAAGCUACAUGUCAGUACAAUCCGAGCGCCCAAGGGGCAGUCGGAAGAUUAGUGCAUUUACCUCUAAAAUGCAAAGCAGGCAGAUGGGGACCUCGGGGAGAAAUAUUAUGAAGAGCACAAGUGUAAGUGAGGAGAUGUAUAGUCUGGACAAUAACGACGGCAGUCAGUCGGACACUGCUGUGGGAACAGUAGGAACAGGGGGCAAGAAAAGAAGAUCGAGCUUGGGUGCAAAAAUGGUGGCCAUUGUCGGCUUGACGAGAAGGAGCAGGAGCACAUCACAGCUCAGCCAGACUGGCUCACACACGAAGAAUGGCCAAAUGAGCGAGGUACUGGAAGGUGCCCAGUACCCUUGGAUCUGUACUGAAACUGGAGUCAGCACCUUAAGGAGAAAAGAGGCUAGAGUGAAGAAGUCCAGAAACACCAUCCAGAGAAGCACAGAGACUGGCAUGGCAGUGGAAAUGCGACGCAUGACGCGCCAGGCCAGCCGGGAGUCCACAGAUGGUAGCAUGAACAGCUACAGUUCAGAAGGAAAUUUAUUUCCUGGGAUGAGAUUAGGUGCCGACAGUCAAUUCAGCGACUUCCUUGAUGGGCUGGGACCUGCGCAACUUGUUGGAAGGCAAACAUUAGCAACGCCAGCCAUGGGUGACAUUCAAAUUGGGAUGCUGGACCGGAAGGGGCAGUUGGAGGUUGAAGUAAUUCGAGCACGAGGCCUCAUUCAAAAACUAGGCUCUAAGUCGCUCCCUGCUCCUUAUGUCAAAGUGUACCUGCUGGAGAAUGGUGUUUGCAUUGCCAAAAAGAAAACAAAAAUUGCACGGAAAACACUUGAUCCACUCUAUCAACAGUCUUUGCCAUUUGAAGAAAGCCCACAGGGUAAAGUCUUACAGGUGAUAGUAUGGGGAGAUUAUGGCCGAAUGGACCACAAGUGUUUUAUGGGCGUGGCACAGAUCCUACUGGAAGAGCUUGACCUUUCCAGCAUGGUCAUUGGCUGGUACAAACUGUUCCCAACAUCUUCACUGGUGGACCCCACCUUGACACCACUGACUCGUAGAGCUUCCCAAUCAUCUCUUGAGAGUUCGACUGGAUCUCCCUGUAUAAGGUCGUAAUGAUUUCCAAAAUAAAUCACCAAACAGGCAGAAAUCAGACGCUGACCACAAAUAUGAUCAAACUGCUGCUGGAGCCAGACAACCACCUUUGUUUUGCCAACGGCACUGUUUCAAACAACAAUAGGGCUUCAUCAAUCCUAAAAAUGACAUACAUAUGUGAAUGUAUUUCUGUAUGUAUGCUGGCAUGAACUGGCACACGCACACUGCAUUAAAUCUGAAUGGAAAAUGGUGAUCAGUGAGAUUCACUGACUAUAUGUAGGAGGCUAAUUGAAGGAGACCAGUACUCUGACCUAAAAAAAAAAAGAGCUUUAGCCACAUACUGGAAAGUAUCAAACUCGGAUUAAAAUUUUGAAUUGUUCAUUAACAUUUCUAUAGAAAUGACAAACAGUGUUACCUUUCUGCUCUUACAUUUUGUUUCCUUGCACACACUUCUUCCACUGCUGUCUGCUCACUGAAGCCUCACGAAAUGCUGGUGUUUGUUUUCUCUGCUGGUGGCAGAGUCCAUGCCCGUGACCCGAGGCCAGUGGUAUAUUUCUGUGAGCAAUACGAAUGGUAUUCAACAAUUACAGACUUUAUGCAGAUAAUGUCAGUGUGUGGAUAUCAUUGGCUCCCAAUCAAAAACAUAACAUUGAUUGCAAUUUAGCGACAGAGAGGAUUUCAGAUUCAGAACUGAUUCAGAGCAGAACUCGUUAUAUUUCUAAACAGAAGACUUUCAAGUGUUGUUUGUCAUUUGCCAUAUAAUUGCCAUUGCUUCUCUCUUUGUGAAACAGGCACAUGUUUGCAUUUUGAAUUAAUAAUUUUUAUGUUUUCUGAUGUUUUGCAUGAAAACAAUGUUUUGAAACUGCUGUCAGUGCUGGGGACUGUGAAAAGCAACUUCAGUUGUGGUAUUCUGCAGAGAUUGUGGCACUAAACUGUUCCUUGUAAUGCAGUUCUCUUCCAAUAAUUACAGUUGAGAUAAAUGCUGUAUAAAAUUGUACAUUUGACUGCCUAAAGUGUUGGCCAAUAAUGGACGGAGCAUAAGCUGUUUGAGCAGUACCUGAGACUUUUCCUGGAUGUUUGUGUCAAUUGGCAAUCUGAGCUGAUCUGACAGAGCAUGAAGAUUGCUGGACGUUCUGGUUGAAAACACCGUAAUAAUUUUAUAUCUGAUUUUAGCUAACUUUAUUUCAGGAUUACUGCAAGAACAAUUAUUUUUAACAGUGAAAUGCAUUCCUUUUGGAAGAAAGGCAAACUUUUGAUUGCUUUUUUUAGAAAAAAAAAACUUUUUUUUUUCUGAGUCCCAUAGUACGUGAAGCCCCAUGUGUAUGUUACAUCCAUGAGGUGCAGUGAUUCUUCCUCCUCCUGCUCCCGAGGCCACUUUGAGUUUCUGAUCACUGAUGUGGAGCGGCAUGACCCUGGGCCAGUUCACCUGCUGCAUGCACGUUUUGUAGGGGAGGGUGGGGAGGGUGGUGGGGACAGAACACAGGAGUUUGUAUGUGUGUUAGUUCCACAUAGGCCAGCUUGUAAGUUGCAUGUACUUGUACAGUUUGCUUGUUAAUUAAUAUAUGGAGAUUACAAAAAAGAAAUCAAAGCCAUUUGUUUCUGCUAUAGACUUAUUGCUGAUUUUAACAAGCCUCAGGUUUGGCAGUGGAUGUCCACUGAAAGAUUUUUUUUGUACCCUAUCUGGCAAAUAAUUGCUGAUGCAGUGCAGAAAAGCACCUUAUUGGCCUUGACGUGGACUCUUACUGUGGGGUUUUAGCAGCCUUGUGUAUACUCAGUUUUGAAUUCAAGGUAAUUUGCCUGCACGGAGUGAAUUGUCUCAUUUAAAUUGGCCAGCACUUUGUUUGUGUUCCCAUAAUGUAGAAUAAGACUGUUUGCUGCUCGACCUGCUGAGCAGGAAGAAUUAAAACACUGGUUUGCUACACCUUUAGGUUGUAUUCGAUUUGUUGUGGCCAAAUUCAGCUGGUUGGGUGGUAUCUUUCUAAUGGCAACAGUUGUCUAAACACUCCCCUGUGCUUUUAAAUGAACCUCAGACAUAUGUUAUGUAAACAACAUGUUUAAUAAAAGUUACUUUUCAUGUCAAUUUUAGAUUUCUUUUUCCCCCCCGUAUUCAAACUGAGCUUAAUAUGUAUGGAGUCAAGAAGAACAUUGACAGGUAACAAUAAGCAAAGUAAAAGAUAGUGAGGAAAAAUAUAAAUGGCAAAUAAUAUUGGAUAACAUUGAGUUGAAUGAAUGCCUGAAUGAUGAUGCAACAGAGACAUUGUCAUUGGCACUGGAUGAUGAAUGAUGGUGUAUCAGAAUUAACAGAUCAGUACAUGGAUAUUAAUGCAGCUGAAUGAAGGCUAAAUGAACGAUAUAACUGACAAAAAGGCAUACAAUCAAUGAAUGGGUCAAUGGAGUAAAUGAUAUUGUUCCAUACUUACUUAUUGGUAAUUAGCACUCAGGAUGUGUUCCUGGGCAUGGGAUUAACAACUAAAUAAGAUCAAAAACGGGUCAGAAUGCUACUUAUGCCAAAUGGGGAUUUGUUAUAGAACAUAAUCGGCAUAGGGCAGCAUGGUGGCGGAGUGGGAGAAUUGCUACCUUUCAGUUUCAGAGAUCCUGGGUUUGAUCCUGACUACACGUGCUGUCUGUAUGGAAUUUGUACCUUCUCACCGUGACCUGCGUGGGCUUUCUCUGGGAGUUCCGGCUUCUUCCCACACGGCAAAGGUUUGCAGGUUAAUUGACUGGGUAAAAUUGCAAAUUGUCCCUAGUGUGGGCAGGAUAGUGUUAGUGUGCAGAGAUUGUUGUUCGGCAUGGACCCGGUGGGCCGAAGGGCCUGUUUCUGAGUCCUUUCCCUAAACUAAACUAAAAUGGAACAGUACUGCACAGGGACAGUCCUUUGGCACGCGAUGUUUGUGUUGAACAUGACGCCAAGUUAAACAGAUCUCAUCUGCCUGUACAUGAAUCAUAUCCCUUUAUUCCUUGCAAUUCCAUGUGCCUGUCUAAAAGCCUCGCUGACAACAUUAUGUUCCUAUUCAUCAGCUUUUAAUAGGGG
This is a messenger RNA of Leucoraja erinaceus (little skate), 7795 nucleotides long. RefSeq names its product regulating synaptic membrane exocytosis protein 1-like. Gene Ontology annotation, cellular component: presynaptic membrane; cytoskeleton of presynaptic active zone. Gene Ontology annotation, biological process: regulation of membrane potential; intracellular protein transport; calcium ion-regulated exocytosis of neurotransmitter. Gene Ontology annotation, molecular function: transmembrane transporter binding; small GTPase binding. NCBI's taxonomy places the organism in Eukaryota, Metazoa, Chordata, Chondrichthyes, Rajiformes, Rajidae. The record is from RefSeq and is a predicted model, not a curated record. The transcript is spliced from 30 exons. The coding region runs from base 58 to 4785 and encodes 1575 amino acids.